UGGUGAUCUAGCUUGCGCACUUUUUGGUGCAGGAAUAUCUUGUGUCGGACUGUGUCGAAGCGGACAUAGCCGGCGACCUCUAGGCGAUGGCGGCGAGAGCGGCUAUUGUGGGUGUGUGUCUGUUGUACCUGCUGGAUUUGGACUGCUCGUGCAUGCCGGGGGAAGCAGUCGAGGCGUACCCCCUGGCAGAAUACGCAGCGCGGUAUUGGGCGCGGCAUGCGGCAGUUGUCGAAGAGUCAACCGGAAGGGUCCUGCCAACCGAGGAAGAAUACUUUUCAUGCAGGAGUGUUUUUGAGUUUGGGUACCGACUCUACAGCCCAGAUAAUAUCUGGCAACGGCCGGGCCAAGAAGCAACGCCUGUAGGCGGGUUGUACUAUGUAUGUUUCUGUGGUCUGCUGGGCUCGCGGUUACUGGGCACGAUAUACAUCUGAACCCGCGUUACUGGACACAUGGUCUCCCUGCAACCGCGUUACUGGACACAUGGUCUAGGCGCGAUCCCGUUACUGGAGUCUCGAACCCCAGUUUGCC
Messenger RNA from Phialemonium atrogriseum, 528 nucleotides. RefSeq lists its product as uncharacterized. The coding region runs from base 87 to 431 and encodes 114 amino acids. Lineage: Eukaryota; Fungi; Ascomycota; Sordariomycetes; Cephalothecales; Cephalothecaceae. The transcript has a single exon. The record is from RefSeq and is a predicted model, not a curated record.